Molecule: messenger RNA, 1689 nt
Organism: Closterium sp. Naga37s-1
Lineage: Eukaryota; Viridiplantae; Streptophyta; Zygnematophyceae; Desmidiales; Closteriaceae
Source: the annotation of a GenBank genome assembly
AUGGCGGCGCGUUUGGCGCCGAGAAGGACGGCCACGUGGGCGGGUCGAGCGUCCCCAGUGCGGAGCGGUCGCGACGGCAGUCUAAAUGCAGCACACGAGCCCUCUCCCACCCGUUCUUUCGGCCAAUCCCCACCCUCUCCCCACCUCCUCUGCAGCACAGCACAAGCCGCCGAGCCUCCGCCGCUCUUCCCGUACCGAGAGGGCGAGGGCAUGCCGGACCUCUCCAAGAUGCUUCGGCACUCCGACCUUGCUUCUGCUGCUGCUUCUGGUGACGCUGGUGGUGAUGCUGCUGGUGGGAAACUGGGGGCUGGGGUUGAAGGGGAGUCCGGAGGCGACAAGGAGGGGGGCGAUGAAGGAGGGAAGGAUGAUCCUAUGGACCAUGAUGGCCCUGCUGCAGCCGAUGGUGCUGGUGCUGCCUCUGCUCCUGCUGCCACGGCUACAGACGUUGCUGCUGCCGCCAGUGGUCCUUUGCCUGGAGCACCAACCGCAGCAGCAGCAGGGGCGGCAGCAGCAGGGGCGUAUCAGCAGCAGCCGGCAGUGGAGAUCUCGGUGCCGCCCGAAUCUAUCACCACUGCCAACCGCCAGGUGCGGUCGCGGCAGCUGUGGGGCACGGACGUGUACACUGACGACUCGGACAUUGUAGCAGUGCUGAUGCAUGUGGGGUACAUCACACCCGUCUCAGUGCCCCCACCAGCAUCCAUAGCUGAGCUCCGAGCAACCAUUCGCGUGCUGCCACCUCAGCCCUCCUACCGCUCCUCUUCGCGCAACAGCAUGAGGUCUCGGGCAUGGGGGUCAGGCAAGGGCACAUGCAGCUAUGCAGUAGAAAGCUGCAGAAUCAUCAAGCUCGACGGCACCAGCAUCGACCUGGAAGCUUCCUCUGCCCGCACGCCCCCAGUGGGUCCCACGCUUGUUCCAGCAGCGGUCGAGCGCACCAUGACCACCCGCGCCUCCGCCUCUGUGCGGAACGCGCACAGGCACCAGCGCUUCGUGCAAGAAGUGACUCUACAGUACAACCUCUGUAACGAGCCCUGGCUCAAGUAUUCGAUGGCCAUUAUUGCCGACCACGGAUUGAAGCGGCCUCAGUUCACCUCAGCACGGCUCAAGCGAGCCGAAGUGCUGUACCUGGAAACAGCCACGCACAGGUUUGAGUUGAGCUACGAACCCGUGUCGGCCCGCAAGGUCUUCUACUCUGUAGCACUUUCCCAGGCCCAGCAGCAGCAGCAGCAGCAGCAUAUGCAGCUUGAAGCUGCCGGUGCCAAAGCUGAUGCGGAUGCUGCUGCUGCUGGUGACGGUGGUGCUGCUGCUUCUGCUGCUGCUGCGGAUGCUGGUGCUGCUGGUGUAGUAAGGGAAGGAGGGGUGGAUGCUGGAGGGGAAAAGGAGAAGCAAGGCACCACCAGCGCCAACCCUGAGACCCAGUGGGUGCUGCCUCAAAGUGCGUUGGCGCACGUGCAUGGGAAGGGCAAGGGGCCGAGAGACACGUACCGCUGGACCCAGUGCGUCCCGCCCCUCCCUCUCGACCAGCUCCGCUCCCACGGCUGCCCUCUCCCCGUUGCCUUCACCAAGAUCCUCGAGUCUGGCCUGGCGUGGGACGAGGUGCAGUGGGCGCCUGGGGGGGUGUGGGUGCGGGGGCUGCAUUACCCCGUGGUCAGGGCUCAUUUCAUGCCCCGCAAGUCCUUCUCCUCUCGGUAG